This is a messenger RNA of Stylonychia lemnae, 1290 nucleotides long. Lineage: Eukaryota; Ciliophora; Spirotrichea; Sporadotrichida; Oxytrichidae. The record is from the annotation of a GenBank genome assembly.
AUGAGAGCUCUCCAAAUAAUCCUCUUCGUGUAUCUUGGAAUUUCUGCAGUUUGUUUGAUUAAGGUACCAAAUAAAUAAUACCUUCAAGCACAACUAAAAAACAUGCUUGAUCAGUCGCCAGAUUCUGGCGCAGUAACUUAAGCUCCUGCAGCAACUAAUUAAGCCCCAGUGACUACAUCUGAUUAAUCAUUAACUCCAGUACCUACCACUAAUGGAGCUGCAGGUGCUACAACUGUAGCAGCUUCUGUAACAACCUAAGCUCCAGUCCCAGCAACUACAAAAACUGCUAUUAUUACUAAUGAUGUUGAUAAAGAUCUCACUGUAUCAGAUGAUGUAGUAAAAUCUGUUGAGGAAGGUAAAUUUGCCUUUUUCUUAGUCUCUGACAAAACAUCAGUAUAUGCCUAUGAUCCAAUUACAGGAAUGAAGAUCCAGACUAUAGUUAAGGGUCUCGUUAAUAUUGCAGAUGUUGCCAUCGACAAAGAUAGAAAUUAUCUUUUUGUAGCAGAUCAAGUUGCAUUAGGAACUCCAAAUAAAGCCGUGGUAAUGAAAUAUCACUUAGGAGUUGAUGCAAAAAAUAGAUCUAAUGUCAUAAUUAGCGUCUUACCAAACUAAACUUAUCAAGUAUAUUCAGGUGAAAGAAUCACUGGUCUUGCCGUUGACGACGAUGUGCAUGCUAUUUUUGUUGCAGAUUCAGACAAAAAGUAAAUCAUCGCAUUAGGAUUCAAAGAUAGGACUAAACCAAGCGGUAUUUCUAAGAUUCUCUACUAAAAUUUACCUUAAUUAUCAAAUCUCUAAGGAGUUGCUUGUGAUGAAGAUCAUGAGCUAGUCUUUUGGGGAAAUAUCAAGGAUGGCGCUAAAAAUGGAGGAGUCGUACAAGCAUCAUACUCUGGUGAUGCUAAGUCAGUCAAAACACUUAAUAAUCUUGAUAUUGUUAAUGAUAUCGCAUUUGAAGAUGAUUAACUAUACUACAUAGCCAAUUCUAAUACUAUUUAUACUUAAGAUCAUGAGAAGAAAGAUACAAAGCCAAUUUUGGUUAAUGACAAAUUCUUCAGUAAUGCCUUCGCUAUCAACUCACUUGAUGGCUUCAUCUAUGUGACUGAUGAAAAGCUUGGAUUAUAUGUUAUUAAGACCUACGACGAAGACUAGCCAUUUGAUGCACCAAAAAAGAUUGAUGUAGGCGCAAGCAUUACCGAUUUAAGAGCCAUCACUGUUUUCAUUACUAAGGAUGCAUAUAACAUUAUGGUUAGCAUCUUCACACUCUCACUAGUAAUGACUUCAUUUAUCUUCUGA